Messenger RNA from Talaromyces atroroseus, 414 nucleotides. RefSeq lists its product as hypothetical. The coding region runs from base 1 to 414 and encodes 137 amino acids. The record is from RefSeq and is a predicted model, not a curated record. NCBI's taxonomy places the organism in Eukaryota, Fungi, Ascomycota, Eurotiomycetes, Eurotiales, Trichocomaceae. Gene Ontology annotation, biological process: protein phosphorylation. The transcript is spliced from 3 exons. Gene Ontology annotation, molecular function: protein kinase activity; ATP binding.
AUGGAACGACCAGUUGCACGGAAAGUUCUUGCCGACCGCCAUGUAUACUUUUCUAGACCGCCUGCUGUUAGUUCCGGUUCACCAAUUCUAUGUGAUUUUGGUGGUGCAAGCGUUCAAAGCUCGAGAAAUCGAGGAAAUGUUAUGUACGAUGUUUACAGACCCCCUGAAAUAAUUCUGGAUAUGGAAUGGGACACCAAGAUAGACAUCUGGGGCCUAUGUCUUAUGGUCUGGCGUAUGCUAGAGGGCAAUCAUUUGUUCUCUGCUCACAAGUCAGGCGCACUCAACAAUGAGCAACAUCUUGCAGAAAUGGUAUCCCUCAUGGGGCCUCCGCCCUUGGAAUUCUUAAGAAGAAGUCCUAUUAGCCAAAGAUACUGGGACGAAGAAGCUAUGCCAAUUGGCUUAGCGUCUAUCUAG